Prunus armeniaca (apricot) is the source of this 1650-nucleotide messenger RNA. The record is from the annotation of a GenBank genome assembly. NCBI's taxonomy places the organism in Eukaryota, Viridiplantae, Streptophyta, Magnoliopsida, Rosales, Rosaceae.
AUGGCCGCUGCCGUUGAGCUCACCUCGGGUCAAGACCAGGCCUUGACGAUGGCUUCAUGCCAGGAUGAGCUCCUUGCCAAGACAUCAAAGGUCAAGAAAUCUCUGCGCAAGAUAUGGGAGAUGGAGAGGUCUCUGGGCGAACUGGGUCGGAUAUGGGAUAUGGAGAAUUAUCAGGGCGAACUGGGGGAGAACGAGAAUUAUCUAGCCCCGAUUUUGGCCAAGCAAAUCCAACUUCUCGAUUUGAAGAAAUUAAUGUCCAAUGAGCUUCGCCUACUACGCCCCAGUAGGGCCGGCAGUGGGGCCGUUCAUCCUUACACAAGUUUGCCCAUGGAGGGGAUGACAGUAAAUCCAGGGGAAGAUAGAUCUGUGUUUUUAAUGGUAAAUUUCGUUAGGGGCGAAUACAGCGGUGCCAUAUAUGAAGUUAAAUUCAAAUUUGGAGGAGAAGUUAAUGAUCUAGGCGGAGGAGGAGCAACUAAACGUGUAGCCACAUUCAGUGGUUUUAACGUUCAGGGUGCAAGAAUUUUCGACCGCGACCAACUUUAUGUAUUUACACAGGAGGGUUGGGAUAAACCCUACGUUAGGUCAUUUGCAGGGCAUAUCUUUCAUACGAAAACUGGGGCAUUAGAUCCCUUCCCACCUUCUAAAGUACAGUUUAAGCCGCGUGGAACAUUUGUGUCGGCAUAUGGCACACUUUAUUUUCUUGAAUCAAAAUUUCCCUUCGAACGAAGUCGGAGUCUAGGUUUUGGGAAAUACAAUCCUGAUAAGAAGGAUUGGGUGCGACUGCCUUUGUUUCCAUUUUGUUAUCCAUUUAUCAUGAGCGUAACUGGUUAUGCCGUCUGUUAUGGCGUUAUUUUGUAUGCGUUGUCUGACAUGCAACAAAACUUGGAUGUCGUUGCUUUUCACGUGGCUAGAAAUAAUUGGAAACGAGUGAAAGUUGACACUUAUACUCAUUUCCGAGGGAGGGCCGUGGUUGUAGGCGACACUAUAUAUGCCUUAAAUCAUUUUAGUGUGGCGGAGAUUAUAGCAUACUCCUUGAGGAGGAAGGUAGAUGAUGACGGUGAUAUUACAUAUUCACUAGUGCAACUAUCUAAAUUGAACGGCCUUGAGAUUGCAGAUCCGCCUUUGCAAUUUGAUGAACUUGUGAGUGACUAUUUGGUUCAUCUGGGGAACCAAGAUUUCGUUCAUGUUAAGACUGCCACUAACGAAGAAUUUGAUGAGGUUCAACAUCUUUGUAUCACCACGUUUCAAAUUGUUCAAGAAGAAAGUAGACAUAUGAUCGAGACAUUACAUUCAACAGUCCUUCCUGUGGAUAUUGAGGCCAAUAGUUGGUUCACGCUUAUGUUCGGCUUUGCUUCAGAAUGUGCGGAUUAUGAACCCGUAGAAGGGGAGACUGCAGCAAGCAUGGAGCAGCCAAAACAAGAAGAUGAAAUCCCUUUGGAUGAGAGUUCUUUUAUGUGGGAGGAAGAAGCCAAGCUGGAAAUAGCCUCAAUGCAGCAUGAAAAAGCCAACCAGAAAGAUGCAAACGGAAUAAACAAAAACAGAAGACAAAAAGAGAAAAAGAAAAAGCGGAUGGAAGGAGGGAUUACAGGUAGAGGCAGUAGAAAACAAUCUGUUAUUAUUAAGUACCUGGAGCAGAGAUAUUUUUAUUGA